CAAGAGGAGUUAUGAUCUAAAAAUUGCACCGCUAUCGUCUCCGCAGCGCUACACACGGAAGAGUGAAAUAUCCCUUUGCCCUCUUUCUGAAGACCGACUGACUGACGAUGAGCUGAACAGGCAGCAGCCCGACUCUCCCCUCCGCGUCAUCACGUCACUCCGCCUGUCUUCCGCCGCGCCAGGCGUCUGCGUCGUCUAGUCUGGUAGGUCGUCCCCGUGCGCAAUUCCGUCUUCUUCUUCUUCUUUCGUCAAGGUUUCGAUUCAAGAGUUCUCAUUGAUUUCCCGAAUUCAGAUCUCAAUCUAGAAUACCAACGCUGCCCCUUGUAAAGAUAUAGAACUUGCUUCAUUGGUUGAGUAGAAAAUGGCUCUAAGUGCACCCAUAGCAAGAAUAAGCACAGGUCCAACCCUGUUGGUUCCGCCGUGUAACAAUAGGGGAGUGAUGAUUGUGAAGGCAUCAUCUUUGGGAACUUGCUUUCUUGGCCGUAAAGUUGGAGCUCUAAAGCUUGCAGUCGCAAAGCGUCCUCAUUCCAAUAAAUUCAAAUUGGGUGCCCUGAGCACCAGCAGUAAUUUGUUCGACAGAUUUGCCAGAGUAGUCAAGUCUUAUGCCAAUGCCAUCAUUAGUUCCUUUGAAGACCCAGAGAAAAUCCUGGAGCAAACAGUGAUAGAAAUGAAUAAUGAUUUGAUAAAGCUGCGCCAAGCUACAGCACAGGUCUUGGCAUCACAGAAGCAGUUGGAAAAUAGAUACAAAGCUGCGCAACAAGCUAGUGAGGACUGGUAUCGUAGAGCACAGCUUGCUCUUGGGAAGGGAGAUGAGGAUCUUGCGCGUGAAGCUCUUAAGCGAAGGAAAUCUUAUGCUGAUAAUGCAAAUGCAUUGAGGGCUCAGCUUGAUCAGCAAAAGGGUGUAGUUGACAAUCUGGUCAACAAUACACGGCUUUUAGAGAGUAAGAUACAGGAAGCAAAGUCAAAAAAGGAUACACUAAGAGCCCGUGCUCAGUCUGCUAAGACUGCAACCAAAGUAUCUGAAAUGCUGGGUAACGUGAACACUAGCAGUGCCCUUUCAGCAUUUGAAAGAAUGGAGGAAAAAGUUUUGGCAAUGGAGUCUCAAGCGGAUGCUCUUAACCAGCUAACAAGUGAUGAGCUUGAAGGAAAGUUUGCAUUGUUGGAGAGCUCUUCAGUUGACAGUGAUCUGGCUGAUUUAAAGAAAGAAAUUGCUGGAAAGACCAAGAAAGGUGAACUUCCACCUGGGAGAACACCUGUUGCUGGAACAAGGUCAUUGCAGUUUCAGGAUGCCGAUAUUGAGAAAGAACUGAAUGAACUACGAAGGCGAGCCAGUGAUUUAUAGGAACCAUAUGGAUGAUGAUGAUGAUGACGAUGAUCUUGCCAUCAUUUUUUUUCUUCACUCCGUAUGGUUUUCGUGCAACGAAGAAUUGCCACAUGAAGAAGAGGCAUGCGAGGAAAGCAAAAACCAAAAUGGCUAUCAGAUUAUAUUUCUGUUUUGUUAAUUGUAUUAUUAUUUUUAACUGAAAGUGAUUCUUCAACACACUUUGUGCGUGAACUAUUUGGAUGCCUAUACAGUGAGUUUAUUUUGCCUUUGUACAUGAAAUGAGUUGAUGAUGGUUAUUCAGACUUGGCAAUAUUGGCAAUGGUUUUGUGUCGCUGGUUUACACUUCUUCCAUUUGGACAUAUGUGAAAUAAUGGAGUCAUGGACCU
Cuscuta campestris is the source of this 1710-nucleotide messenger RNA. Lineage: Eukaryota; Viridiplantae; Streptophyta; Magnoliopsida; Solanales; Convolvulaceae. The record is from the annotation of a GenBank genome assembly.